Molecule: messenger RNA, 632 nt
Organism: Suillus subalutaceus
Lineage: Eukaryota; Fungi; Basidiomycota; Agaricomycetes; Boletales; Suillaceae
Exons: 3
Coding region: 127-594 (155 amino acids)
Source: RefSeq, a predicted model, not a curated record
UAUCUGUAUUUAGACCUUGAUGGUCCGAUAAAUCUCCGCUUUCUCCACCCUGUCUAUGUCGGACCCUACUCAGGGGUGCACGCUUCUCUGUAUUGUACUCAGGACGUCGAUUGUAUUUGUGAUGCAAUGUCAGUCUGGGUGUACGCAAAUUGGGGCUGUCGUUCUGUUACAGAGCCCGUUGCCGACGCGUAUGAAGCAUUCUUCGAUUCUUAUGACGUCAGGACCAUGUAUGUAGGAAUCGCUCACUCCUGCGUUCCUGCGAACUUCGCAGGAGAUCGUUAUAACGAUCCAGGAUGCUGGUCCAGUUCUAUUUUGUCUCACCUCAGCUUUUAUGGGACUUAUACCAUAUCAUGGCAAGCUUUACCGAAGAGGUGCCGUUGGAUCACACAGACGUCAUUGGGUUUGUCUUUCAGCAUUGGGCAGGUUUCGUCGCUCUAUCACUCAGCGAGGAGUAUGAGAGUCUUCGGGCAAGGAAUAGAUACCGACGGCGUGUCUUAUCUCUGCUUGCCCCACUCUCAACCCAUACUCGUUAACACCAGUUGGCUCUUACUUUUCUUACUCCGACAGAAGGCGUUGGCUAUGUCGGAGAGGUGAAGGACGAAGUAAUUUUUCAUACGAACCAUCAUCGCUGA